Fusarium coffeatum is the source of this 942-nucleotide messenger RNA. RefSeq lists its product as uncharacterized. The record is from RefSeq and is a predicted model, not a curated record. NCBI's taxonomy places the organism in Eukaryota, Fungi, Ascomycota, Sordariomycetes, Hypocreales, Nectriaceae. The coding region runs from base 1 to 942 and encodes 313 amino acids. The transcript has 2 exons.
AUGAGAAAGAUGGAAGAUACUUGCGGGCGCCCUGGAAGCUUUCAAGAUCAACCACGCGACGAAACGCAGAUGCUAAAGGAUGCUCCUAUCGACGAACUACAAGAGCUGAAGCUUCAAAAUCAAGAACUCCGGAACACCAACGAUUUCUUACGCAGUGAGCUCCGACGCGCCACCAACAAGAUCAAGGAGCACAUCGCCGGCGCAGAAGAUGUAGAAUCCUCUAAGCGCGAACUCGGGGAAAUCGUGGAAGAACGAAGCAAGUGUAUCGCAAAGUUGAAUCAAGACAAGCAUGACCUCAAAACAAAGUUGGAAUCUGCCCAGCGCCAAUACAGCAAAAUCAUUGAUUUGCAAGACAAAGGCAUCACGGAGUUGCUUCGAGAAAGGGUUGUCGCCACCAUGCGAAUCAAAGAUCUCGAACGGAACCAAACUCCAGACAGUGCCCUGAAGCGAAGCAGCACGACUGUUGCAGAAAACGAAGCUAAACGGCUAAAAAGAGAACAAACUCUCGAGGCCACGAAGAGAGCGGAAGCGGAACAGAGCGAAGUUGUCCCCUACUGUCCCCAACCGGUGACUCCAACUAUUACAGCAGAAGUGAAAGAGGAACAUAGCGACUCCUAUAUGACCUCAGACGAUGAACAGCCGAGUGUGCCUGGCUUGCCACUUGUGGAAUAUUGCCUCAGCGGCGAUGUGGCCACGCAGCUCACUGAAAUCAUGAAGAACCCCAAGAGAAAGAGACGCUUGGAAUCUUUCCUGGAACAUGGAAGAAAGGACACGUGGUUCUGCGCCCACAAGGUACUCCGCAAGGGGGAGAAGGCCUCAACACCUGUGCUCCCGAAGGAAGCAUGCCCCAGCCAGAAUUGCAAACAGAACUUCCGGGUCAUGGUCGUGAAUAGUGAUUCAGGAGUCAAACUGUUCACCGCUCCUUACACACGAAUGGAUUGA